AUGAGAAGCGCAGCAAUCGAAGCGCAUGCUACUUUUAUGCGUCCAUGCAAAUGCGCGUGCGGUUGUGCUUGUGAGCAUGGACCGACAGCCGUGAGUAUUGCAGCAAUCAGCAAGCUCACUCUAUCGAGGUUCGAGGCGCGAAGGUGGAGAAUCCCAAGCAAGGAGCAGGCAAGUCAAGAGUCGACAAGACAGAUCAAGGGAGAUCCUCAGCUUGGCACUAAUCAACGCGUUCCUAGAAAUGGUCGAGCCCUGUUCACUGUUCAGAAGAGGCGUAAAUAUGUGACGAAAGAUGCUAGUCCACCAUGCCCCCACGAUUACUGGCAUGAGAGACACAGUGCGGGCUCAAUACUCAGCACUCAGCCGUCAGCAUUCGUCGCUGGAACUCAGCUUCGCGCUCCAUCUGACGCUGACAUCACCGUUGGUGAAUUCAGGACUUGGCAAUGUGGAUGCGAUUGUGAACUAAGCUUCUACCCCGCACCGCGCCAUGCCACUUGUCCACAUGGAUGA
Mycosarcoma maydis (corn smut) is the source of this 507-nucleotide messenger RNA. RefSeq lists its product as uncharacterized. The record is from RefSeq and is a predicted model, not a curated record. The coding region runs from base 1 to 507 and encodes 168 amino acids. The transcript has a single exon. Lineage: Eukaryota; Fungi; Basidiomycota; Ustilaginomycetes; Ustilaginales.